UGGUUUGGCUCGUGCGUUAGGGGCUUGAGUAUUAUUAAACUCGCGUUUGUUCUCCUUUCCAGAAACUAUCUACCUGGUAUCGGUAAAACCGAUGGUAUUCUGCCUGAAAAAGUUGGGUGCAACUACACAGAAACAGCUACAUAUAUUUUUAUAAAAGCAAGAUUUUUUUGAAUGAAUACUGCUGGUACAUGAGUGUUUCUGGCUGCAGUGAAACUGAGCCAGGCUAUUUCUUUGCUGAAAAUGUCCUUCCGAUUUAACUUUUCCUUUGGAGAAGACRAAAGCAGCGCCGCAGAGGCCGCUGCGGCGCCAGAGCUGCAGCCGGGCGCUCCCCGGGAGGAGCUUGGUGCCACAUGYGGGGAUGCGACCCCGUCGGGGCAGCCCCGCAGCCUCAAGGCUGCCAAAGAGCACCGCGYUCCUGCAGAUGCUGACCAAAUACUGCAAGGUAAAACGAUGGAAGUGGUGGCGGGGCUGUAUUCCGUAAAGAUAUCCACGGUGGAAAAGCAGCUUUUGGAUGGCUUGUGUGGAGAAGAUGCCGUGUCUAAAAGCAUUCUGGCUCACUCUGACCUCGUCCCAGGUGCGUACGAGGGAGGGCUCAAGAUCUGGGAAUGYACCUUUGAUCUCAUGGAUUACUGCUCCGAGACUGAAAUGCAGUUCACUGACAAGACUGUGUUGGACCUCGGUUGUGGUGCUGGACUCCUAGGAAUAGUCGCCUUGAGGGGCAAAGCUAAAGAAGUCCAUUUCCAGGACUACAACAGCACCGUGAUCGAGGAAAUAACCUUGCCUAACGCCAUGGCUAACUGUAGAGUUGAUGGAGAUGAUGGAAAAAUUAGCAAGCCUCCUUCAAAGAGGCUCAAGAAAGCAAAAUGCUCCCCUGAUCUGCUCACCAAAUGCAGGUUCUUUUCUGGAGAAUGGUCCAAAGUCAGUGAGCUCCUGCUAAGCAGCAGCAAACCCUUUUCAAAGUAUGAUCUUAUUCUUACAUCCGAGACCAUCUAUAAUCCAGAUUACUAUGGCACUUUACACGAUGCGUUGGCUCAGCUGUUGGCUAAAAAUGGACGUGUGUAUCUGGCAAGCAAAGCCCAUUACUUUGGGGUUGGGGGCGGUGUCCCCCUCUUUGAGAAAUUCAUCGAGGAGAGGAAUGUGUUCAGGACUAACACGGUUAAAAUAAUCGAUAAAGGACUGAAGCGCUUCAUCAUUGAAAUGACCUUUAAAGUUUCCAAUUAAAUUCAAGCCACUUUUUCCUCAAAAAAAAAAAAAAAAAAAAAAAUCUUGAGAAAUGUUUUAAUCUUCCCUGCCUUUCUUGUGUUGAGGUUAUUCCAAAUUGAGAAGUUGAGGUUAUUCUGUUCCUUAUAUAUGAAUAAGGUUGUUUUGUUGAGGUUAUUCUGAAUUGAGAAGUCUCUUUACUAGAGACUGAACUGUUUGAUUAAAUUCUAAUGUCUGUCUGCACAUCAAGGUCUGUUUUCAUUCCGCUUUUGUGUAGAGAAAUGGACUACUGCUUAUCCUGGUACUUCUUAUGUCACUAAAUUGUUAAUUGUCACUUGUGUAGAUACUUGAAAGAGAAGUGGUUCAAGAACCCCUGAUCCUCCUCAUUUUUUUGGCAYUGUCAAAAACUUAAGUUAUAGAAGUGGCUGCUGAGUACAGCUUGCAAAAGGUGAUUUAGUAUCCCAAUAGCRCAGAGAAAGAAGU
This is a messenger RNA of Nothoprocta perdicaria, 1683 nucleotides long. It is a transcript of the gene METTL18, whose product is annotated as methyltransferase like 18. The transcript has a single exon. Lineage: Eukaryota; Metazoa; Chordata; Aves; Tinamiformes; Tinamidae. The record is from RefSeq and is a predicted model, not a curated record. Bases 241 to 1221 code for a protein of 326 amino acids. Gene Ontology annotation, molecular function: protein-L-histidine N-tele-methyltransferase activity. Gene Ontology annotation, biological process: peptidyl-histidine methylation, to form tele-methylhistidine.